GGCUUGAGCGCCAGGCGGCACCGGAUGUACUUUAAGCCACAUCAGGAGUCAAUUCAACCCUGUCCCAGCAAGGCAUGGUGGGCUGCGAUUGGACCCCCUGGUGUGCUGUGGGCCUCCUUUCUACGUGCACCGCAUACCCUUUAUUGCCUCUUCUCAUUCAGAAUGAAUUUCCUUUGUCACCCGUCUUCCUCCCACCAGAUGUAGCACACAAACUGGGGCCAUACUCUCCAUAUUACGCUGUCUCGCCAUACGAGAUUCUUGAGCAGGAAUGUAAUUUAACGCAGGCAAACCUGCUUUAUAGGCAUGGCUCGCGAUAUCCUACGCGGAAAAGUGCCAUCGAUCUUGCAGAAACUUUCCACAAACUGCAAGCCAAUAAACUCGGUGGAGCUUUGAAGUUCAUAACAAAUUAUAGCGUCAAUCUGAACGCAGAUGACCUAGUUCUUUUGGGGGCCAUGGAGCUGGAAGAAGCUGGAAGGCGAGAUUAUGCAAGAUAUUCCCAGUUGCUCCCGAACGCUCCUGCCAAUGAACCAUUCCUACGAGCAACUAGUGCCCAGAGAGUAAUUGAUUCCGCUGGUAACUGGUCCGCCGCUUUCACAACUGCGAGCGGAGGAACUUUUCACGUUCCUCUUCCUCUGAUACUUAAGAGGAGUCAAGAUUUUAACAACACUCUCGGCACUUACAAUUGCCCGCAAUGGAACCGUUCUUUGUCUGAUGAAGCAAAAGGAGAUUUCUUAGCUUCCUUCGCCCCUGACAUCCUACACAGGCUGCAGGAAAUGGCACCAACUGCCGAACUCGGAGGAGAAGACGUGAUUAAUCUGUUCCAAAUGUGUGCAUUUGACUCCGUUGCGUCCAUGAAAUAUAGCCCAUUCUGCCGGAUAUUUGAGCCUGAAGAGUUUGAUCAGUUUGAGUACUAUGAAGAUGUCAGCAAGUAUUACUAUACAGGUUACGGACAUGCGCUCGGACCGGUUCAAGGCGUAGCUUAUGUAGCUGAACUCGUGGCAAGGCUAACCUCUUCACCCGUACAUGGGAUCACCAAUAUUAAUCGAACUUUGGAUUCAUCAAGUGAUACCUUCCCACUUGAUCGCAACCUUUACGUCGACUUUUCCCACGACAAUACCAUGGUGGCGAUUGUUUCAGCGAUGGGAAUCCACAAGCCACAGAAGCAUCUGUCCACCCAUAAACGGCAACAGAAUUCGGCGUGGGUAAUCAGCCGUAUUGCACCAUUCGCGGCGCGCCUUGUCGUGGAGAAAUACUCGUGUACGACGACAACAGCAUCCGGAUCCGACGAAUGGGUGCGAGUGCUUAGCGAUGAUGCCGUGAUGAAUCUUCCGGAUUGCAAGGAGACCAUGCCUGGAGGGCUGUGUUCAUUACAAUCUUUCGUUCGAGAGCAACUCGGCUAUGUCUAUAGUCAGCGAGCGAUAGCUGAUUGGGAUAAUUGUUUUUAAUUUCGCAGCAAUUAGACUAUCCAGGCAUUCUUGAGCAAUCAAUCCAGACUCUGUGUCUCCCAGCCGC
Cantharellus anzutake is the source of this 1512-nucleotide messenger RNA. Its product is annotated as acid phosphatase. The coding region runs from base 75 to 1445 and encodes 456 amino acids. NCBI's taxonomy places the organism in Eukaryota, Fungi, Basidiomycota, Agaricomycetes, Cantharellales, Hydnaceae. The transcript is spliced from 7 exons. The record is from RefSeq and is a predicted model, not a curated record. Gene Ontology annotation, molecular function: acid phosphatase activity.